UCUUUCCAGAAUGUCACUUCAUCAUUCGUGUAAACUGAGAAAGAAAAAUGAAUCAACAGAAUUAUUUGGCAAAUCUACUUGUGCAUCGAAGCUGACAAAAUAUUUUUUGAUAUCUUCAAGCAACCCGCUGAAUGCCGAGUAUUUCAGAAGUGAACAAUCCCUGAAAGCCGAAAAAAUCCGGCAGAUUAAUUUACAUAAAGUAUUGGUUAUCCACCCCUUGAGUUUAUUCAGGACAUGGUACGAAUUUUACUUGAUUUUUCUCUACAUAGCAAAUCUGAUUAGUAAACCCAUUGAUUCGGCAUUCGCUAGAAGUCAAGAAGAAAUGUACAGAGGUCACAGAGUUGCCUCUGUGAUUUUAGAUCUACUGUGCUGGAUCGACAUUUUGAUGAAUUUCAAUACAGGAUUUGCAGUAAAAAAAAGAAAUAAAAUAGAACUACGUCGAAUGCCGAUAGCAAAAAAUUAUAUCCACAGCCCCUACUUUAUUUGCGAUGUGUUAUCCUCGAUACCAAGAAAUCUUCCCUAUUUUUUUGUAAGGAAGCCGGCGAAACCUUUCCUUGGCGUUAUUAAUAUAAUAGGUCUAUUGAAGUUCUUCAGGAUAUUUACUGUGGUAGAACUGAUCAACCGGCUAUCAAAGUACUUUCAAAUGAAAAGUACGGGGAUUCGUUUCUUAUUCACUUCCAUUUUGAUUACCUUUCUUCUGAUCCACUGGAUGUCCUGCAUGCAAUUCAUCGUACCUCGACUCACAGGAAGAUAUUUUUAUGACCCCAACCACCCUUUUGAGGAAAGUUGGAUAUACCAAAACGGAAUAUAUAAAAAGCGCCUAUUGGAAAAAUAUAUCCACUGCUUCUUCAAAGGAUCAUCGGAAAUGUUAGGUAUGAGAAUAGACACUUAUAAAAUACAUAUCACUUCGGAUUAUUUUGUAGCCAUAGGGACUUACUGGUUGGGAAAAAUUAUUAUCGCUUCAAUAUGGAUAAUUCUUGCAGUCGCAAUUUUAAAUGCAAGAUCUAUGGAACUGAAAUUCCUUGAAAUCGUAAACCAACUCGACGAAUAUAUGAAGCAGAAGCAACUACCUUUAAAUUUGAGAGACAAGAUAUCCAAAUACUACGAUUUCAGAUACCAAAGAAUUUUUUUCAAGGAGGACAUGAUAACAAAUCUGCUUUGUGCAAACCUGAAACGAGAAGUGAACAUCCACGUUUGCAAGUCACUGAUCGCCAACGUGAACCUAUUUGCUGAUCUGCCUCCCGAUCAGAUAAGCCGACUGGUUUCGAGACUGAUCUCUGAAAUUUUCCUGCCAAAGGACACCAUCAUUCAGUCAGGAUUAUUUUCAGAUUCGAUGUAUUUCGUAUCCAGUGGAACAGUGGCAGUAUACUCACAUUCUGGAAAAGAGAUAUGUCAUUUACAAGAUGGCGCAUAUUUUGGCGAAGUUUCUAUGGUGGUGAAGAACCAACUAUCGGUAACUACCGUAAUCGCCAUAGAAACAACUCAAGUUUACCGACUGAAGAGAAAACAUUUCGAAGAAUGCCUGAUGAAAAACAAAGUGGUAUUCAGCAAACUAGUUGCCGAUGCUGAGAAUUGGCUAAAAAUUGUUUUGAAGAUAGAAGACGAAUACAAGAAGAUGUUAUUCGAACAAACCUACGCGACGGGAACUAUUAAUGAAAAAGAUUUUGGCAUUCCUCACGAGACUUCAUAAGAUUUUAGAUUUUUACUUCUUGCAUUGUUCCUUUUUUGGGAAAUGUUGUGAUAUUUUUUGUACAUUUUAUUUGGCAACAUUUUAUUUCUUGUUAUAUUUUUGAAAU
This is a messenger RNA of Leptinotarsa decemlineata (Colorado potato beetle), 1796 nucleotides long. Its product is annotated as potassium/sodium hyperpolarization-activated cyclic nucleotide-gated channel 2. Gene Ontology annotation, cellular component: membrane; HCN channel complex. Gene Ontology annotation, biological process: potassium ion transmembrane transport; sodium ion transmembrane transport; regulation of membrane depolarization. NCBI's taxonomy places the organism in Eukaryota, Metazoa, Arthropoda, Insecta, Coleoptera, Chrysomelidae. The record is from RefSeq and is a predicted model, not a curated record. Gene Ontology annotation, molecular function: voltage-gated potassium channel activity.